This is a messenger RNA of Camelina sativa (false flax), 530 nucleotides long. RefSeq lists its product as uncharacterized. Lineage: Eukaryota; Viridiplantae; Streptophyta; Magnoliopsida; Brassicales; Brassicaceae. The record is from RefSeq and is a predicted model, not a curated record.
CGGAAUCGAAUUUAGGGAUCGAAGACCACGUUUCUCGGUUACUUAUUUUUCGCAAUUUCGUUUUGAGUGAUUCGAAAUUGAGACAAAAUCGGAAGUUUCUAGCUCUGAAUUCGUAGCCCUUGAUUCGAGGAAUCAGUUUCGAAAAGCAAAGAGUAUUAAGAGUUACAGAGAUGGGAAGUAGAGGUAGUAAUCGUGUGGGAGAUAAAUGGAAUGAGAUGGGUUGUGAUGAGAAAUCGAGUGUGAUUCAGGAAGAGAUCAAAAGGGUUAGUAAGCUUCCUUCAAACAGUGUUUAUGCAGUUCAUCGUCUCAAGGUUCUCAAUAAAAUCAACGAGCUUUUAUCUGUUCAAAGAACGUUAUCUCAAGAGAGGGAGUUAGAGUUGCUCUUCACACAGCUCUCUCUGUAAAAUAUCCAAGAAAAAUGUGGUAUGUUAGAUUGGAUUAUACGUCUAUCUAUUUUACUAAUGUAAUUUUAACAUUUUACUCAAUUCAAGAUUGCUGGUUGAUCAAUGAUAUGGUGUUCUUGGUUCUAA